Protopolystoma xenopodis is the source of this 228-nucleotide messenger RNA. The record is from the annotation of a GenBank genome assembly. Lineage: Eukaryota; Metazoa; Platyhelminthes; Monogenea; Polystomatidea; Polystomatidae.
AUGUCUGGUUGUCGACUGGGUGGAGGUCUUCUGUCCUUACAGUUGCCGAUGGACCCUCUGGAGUCCGGGGCCCAUUUCGCGGGACGAAGCUUGCCCGUAUGGUUGAUGGAUGAAUGUAUGCAGCAGCAUCAGCAGCAAUUGCUGCAUUAUUUGCAUCCCGCCUACGCGCCUCAGGUGGCCACGUACCAGUUGGCGUUGAAGGGAAAGAUCGAGGAGGAGAACAACUAA